Gasterosteus aculeatus aculeatus (three-spined stickleback) is the source of this 3642-nucleotide messenger RNA. The record is from RefSeq and is a predicted model, not a curated record. Lineage: Eukaryota; Metazoa; Chordata; Actinopteri; Perciformes; Gasterosteidae.
CAAGGUCGUCCAGGUCACGGAGUCACCGAGACGUUCGUUUGUUGGCGGCCGGGUCCAUCUGGCGGGCAACGGAAGAACUGUUCAGUGUGGAGACCUUGAAACAGAGCAUUCUUUCCCCCCCCCCCACCGCCCAACGACGCCCAACCCGGUCCCCGGUGAGAGGAAACGUUCAACUUCAAAGCUUCAACGCCACCGGCCACUCGAUUUAAAGCUAACGAAGUAAUGCUACAUGAGUCACGGGAUUUAAGCUAGGCUAUAUCACUCAGCCAAAGAGUUCACGGUUUCCCAAACGAACAAUCACUUGUUAACGUUUCGCGUCUCGGCCUCACCGGUGUCGUUUAUUUAACAGAACACCAAUGUGUGUGUCUGUGUGUGUUCGUGUGUGUGUCACCACGUCAGGCCGACUCGGCCCACCCGCAAUGCUCAUCACUUCUCCCCGCGUGCGGGUGGAACUCAAGCCCCCGGGCGGGUCACCGAAGAAUAGCGAGUCGUUAAAUAUUCAUCCUCCGGUCCCGGUGGCACCUCGUUUUUUUUCUCCUCUCCACUGACCGACCCCUGCUGCUCCUGAGCCGGGAGCCUCGUCCGAGGUGAGGGGGAACCGUGUGAGUGGUUCCAAUAUAAACGGGACUGGCCGCAGUUUAGUUUUUGUGUGUUUUUUGUUAUUUUUAUUACUUUUUUUUUUUGCCCGGUAAAACGAUGGGGAACCGGGACUACGGAGCCCCGGUGCGCGUAUUCCGGAGGAAAGGAGCCUUCAUGGGGACCAGAUUUGGGCAGUGUGGAACUGCUUUGGCCAGGUGUACCUGUCCUCCAUCACAACCUGCAUAUACUGCUUGCACAAAGUCAACCAGGCAUAACUAAACCAAGAACUGUUUUAAAGGUUUACAGCAUCUUAAACAGAGAGCAUGGUGUGCUCCUAGGUGAUUGUGAAAAUGCCCAAGAAAGAUGCCAAGAAGGAUGCCAAGAAGGAUGCAAAGAAGGGUGGAAAACCUGAACCAGAGAAAAAGAAAGAGGAGGAAACGAAAGGGAAGGAUGACAAAAAGGGAGGAAAGGACAAUAAGAAGCCCAACAAGGACGAUAAAAAAGGUGGGAAAGAUGAUAAGAAGGGGGGCAAGAAGGGAAAGGAGGAGCCACCCAAGGGAAAAGAUGAUGGAAAGAAAGGAAAAGACAAAGGAAAAGGUAAGAAAGUGGAGUCCGAGGAGGAGGAGGAGAUCCUGAGUGAUGAGGAGGACGAAGACUUCAGUGAAGAAGAGGAAGAUGAGGAAGACUCAGAGGAUGACAGGCGAGGGAAGGGGCGAGGAGGUAAAGGGGCCAAAGGAAAGAAAGGAGGAAAGUCUAGACCUGUGGAUUCAGAAGAGUAUGACGAGGACGAAGAGGAGGACGACUACGAUGAUGAAGAAUACGACAAAAAGAAAUCAAAAGAUGGCCGCCACCAUAAGGGUGGGAAAACAGAUGCUGAUGCAAAGAAGAAGAAAGGCAAGAAGAAGGAAGAAGCUCCACAACUUCCAAUAAAGGAAAUCCCAAAGAAAGGUCUGAAGAACAUGUCCAGGAUGUUCAUGAAGUUUUCUGGCUUCAAGAGGCGAAGGAACAGCAGGAAGAAGCUGAAAAGUACAUCCCGUUUGUUUCUUGGUUUGGGGAAGAGAAAAACCCGCAUUGCUAAGAAGAAACGCCGCAAGUCAAUACUGAAGAACACCUCUCGAUUCAUGAUGAGGUUUAAGGCCAGCAAAAAGAAGAAAAAGGAGAAGGACGACAAAGCGAAGGAAAAUGGCGGGAAGAAGCCAACUUAUAUGCUGCUUCGUCUAGGAGGAGGGAAAGAUUCAAAUAAGAAGAAGGGAGGCUUCUUUAAAAACUUAUUUGGAAAAAAGAAUGGUGACGGGCCUCCCGACGACUUCAAGAACAGAAGUAUGUUGCUCGGUAAAGUUGCAGCAGCAACCAACUGGCUGACCAAACGCUUCCUGUCCACUAAAAUGCAAGGCAAUGCAGGACACCAUGGCUUCGGCGGAAAAAGAGCACGAAGCCGAUAUGCCAGCUCCGGAGGUCAUCUCCAUGGUUACCAAAACAACGGUUAUGAGCAUGGGGAGGAGGCUUAUGGGUAUGACCGCCGACGGAAAGAUUAUGAAGGCUAUGAUGAUGACUAUGGUGGUUAUGAAGACGAACCCCCUGCAGCAUAUGGAAGCCACGGUCAGUUGGGUUACUAUGAUAACGGAGCAGGGGUAGCAGACUAUCAAGACCUGGGUUACUAUGAGGAAGAAGGACGCUAUGAUCCAAAUGCGGAAUAUUAUGAAGGGGAUUUUUAUGAUGAUGGCAUGCAGGACUACUAUAAUGCCUCCCCUGAAGGCUAUUAUAACAACCAGGAUGCUUAUUACCAUGGUUAUCAGCCACAACAGUCAAUAGCAAUGUAUGGUGACGAGGGUCUUGACUACUAUGCAAUAAUGGGUCAAGACCAUUUGUAUGGUGGGGAGGUUGAUGGUUUCCUUGACCCUCGGGCUCAGGUUUAUUACGAUGAAAAUGGACAAGUAGUUUACUACGGUGAUGGGCAGAGGGGUUACUUUGACAAUGGGCAGGCAGGUUACUAUGAGGACCCUUAUGCAGCAACAAUGGGUAUACAAGGGGGAUUUCCACCAGACCAUCAACUCCGUUAUAAUGACGCAGGCAUGCCCUACCACGAGUACAGCUCCCAGCAGGCAGUGGGGAUCCCACCAGGGGGCCAGCCGUUCUCUGGCUUUGAAGGUCAGGGGGUGGAUCAGGUACAGGGCCAGUAUGGGGACCAAUAUGCAGACCAGUAUGAUCAAUAUGGGAAUGAUACCGGUGGAGUUCAGACAGGGGAGUUGACAUUUAGAGUUCCGAGACCUCAAGUGCGCCUGUUUGGGAAAGAGCGUUUGGAUGUGCCCUUGCCCCUUCCACCUACUCUGCCCCCUGAUCCAGAAUUUGAAGACAUGUCAGAAAUCCAGUAUGAAGACCAGUACCCUCUCGCACCAGGCCAGCUUGGUGACAUGAUGUCAAUACAGCAGCAAAUAGGAAUGUCACCACAACAGAUGAUGAUGUCUCCUCAAGAACAAAUGAUGUUUUCCCAACAACAAACCAUGUUGUCCCCUCAAGACCAAAUGAUGAUGUCCCCACAAAUAAUGUCCCCCCAGCAACAGAGAAUGUCACCACAGCAACUGAUGAGGUUACCAAUGCAGCAGAUUAUGUCACCAGAGCAGCAGAUGAUGUUACAACAAGAACAAAGUAUGUCUGCCCAAAUGAUGCCGUCACAGACACUGAUGCCACAGCAACAAAUGAUGUUACCACAGCAACAGAUGAUGCCCCAGCAAAUGAUGUCACCACAGCAGCAGACGAUGUCACAGCAAAUUAUGUCGCCACAAGAACAGAUGAUGCUGCAGCAGCAACAUAUGUUGUCUCCGAAAAUGAUUCCACCACAGGUAAUUUUCUGUUGAGUCCUUGAUUUUGUAUCACGAUACCCUUGAACGCAGGGUAACCAAAGUGCGACUUGGUUAACUUUCAACCUGAUUUUUAUGUAUACUCUGGAGUGAAUAUGUGAAAAUGCAAAGCUACUUUAGAAGGAGAGUGAUAAUAAUACUGGAGUCAUUAAAAAAACAGAUUUUUUUGAUAUAAUUAAGUGUAGUAUUUGUGGCCACUCAACAG